AGAGAGAAAGAAAGAAAUGUUUGUUACUGUUUUGAAACGGUUAUAUAGAUUUCUUUUUUAAUAAAAAAAUUAAAAAAUAAAAAUUGUUUCCAAGCACCAAACAUGCUUCUUUUCUUUCCCUCCAUUUUUUUUCUCUCUCUAUAAUAAAUCCUCUCUUUUCUCUCAUUUCUGCCCCCGCAAAAACCGCUUCUCUCUCUGCGGAAAUAUAUCUUUGAGAAGAAUCUUCUCUGUUACUGUUUCUCAGAAAUGCAAAACGACGUUGCAUCCUCCGCCGCUAACGACGACCAUACCGUCAUUUCAAAAUCACGAGACUAUCUCGAUUUUACCUCCGUCUUCCGUCCAAAAGCAUCCCUCUCUUGCACGCCAUACAUGGACUCUCGCUACGUGAUGCAACACCAGGACCUAAUAAACCGCAACGCACUUUGUCUCACGCGCCUUCGCGAAGCUGCAACAGAAGUUGAGUCUCUGCGCUUGGAAAAUGCAGCUCUCCGAUCCUUUAACCGCGAGCUCAACAACCACUUGAACUUGGUCUUUCAAACCUCAUCAUCUCUCCAGGAACACUAUCAUCCUCUUUCGUCCACCACAGCACCGUUUCAGAUCUUGAAUAACGGUUUUAACCAUUUCUGCAACAUUGGCUAUGGCAAUGCCGGAGAAGAAGAAGAAGAAGAAGAAGUGUGCGAAGAAGAAGACGAGAGUCCUACAAGCGUUAUGCAGGUCCAGAAUGUGGAUACUACGACGCCGUCCGAGAGGAUAACGUUGCCGAAGAGUAUUUCUGUGAGGUCUGAUGGUUACUUGAAGACGAGUCAACCUACUGCUAGUAAGACUCGCGGCACCACUCGUUCAAAACCCCAGAGUCAACUCGAUGGAGCGCACAAGGUCUAUGUGCGUGGAGGGCAGAAGGAGGAGGAGCCACUAGAGGUCGAAGUGUAUAAUCAAGGAAUGUUCAAGACAGAAUUGUGCAACAAAUGGCAGGAGACAGGAACAUGUCCAUAUGGUGAUAAUUGCCAAUUUGCUCAUGGCAUUGAGGAGCUCCGUCCAGUUAUCCGUCAUCCUCGCUACAAGACUGAGGUUUGUAGAAUGGUACUUGCUGGUGAUGCCUGUCCUUACGGCCAUCGCUGCCACUUCCGUCAUGUCCUCACUGACCACGAAAGGUAUAUUGCUCAAUCCAAGCUCCAGAGGUAAAAUAUAUAAAUAUACGAAUGCCAGUGCUGAUCAGAGAAAGAACUGCAACUGCGGACUAAUGUAGAGAGAUGGAUAUCAAUUUUUAUAAUCCUCAAAACAUAUUGGUAAUAAUAAUAAUAAUAAUAAUAAUAAAUAACUACAAUAAUAAUAAUCUAGUCAAGUAUAAAUAUAUAAAUGGUAGACGCAUAUAGUAAUAUAUGAUGAUGUGUAAAAAGAAUUUGGGAGAAUUUUUGUGGAGUUCUACAAGAUGGAGAUUGGAAUUGGGUUUUAGUUAGAGAGAUUUAUUAAUUAGUUGUUCAAUUUUUAUUAUUUUGUGUUCCACUUUUAUUUCUUAUAUAGCGGAUCAUCAUUAAUAGUUAGUUAUACAAGUAAUGUUUUCGUGAUUGGAAACCAAGCAACCCAAGUUAAAAGAAACCAAGUGUAAUCAUGAUGUUUUUGAUCUGUCGUAGCAAAGCAAUAUAUAUCUUCUGAUUCGAGUUAUCAUUCAUGUAGCAGCCGUAACUGGAAUUCUUUGAUUGGUUUAACGAUUUCAUGUUGUAUAUGCUAUUUACUGUUUCACAAUUUCUAUGGUGAUGUCUUUUUGUGUUAUAUAUUGUACUAAUACUUCUGCAUGCUUAUCAGAAUUAGGAUUCCAAGGAAUAGAAAAAUUUGAGUUUAUUUUUGUGAGGGAGAUGGUAAUUCAAAUUUUGUGGUGCAAUUCAAUAUUGGUGAAGAUAGUCGGUCAGUAACAUUGAAAUUACAGAACGCGUAAUAUAUGGUAAUUGUGAUGUGCAAAUACAUUGAAACACCCUUA
Messenger RNA from Ricinus communis (castor bean), 1975 nucleotides. RefSeq names its product zinc finger CCCH domain-containing protein 15. The transcript has 3 exons. The coding region runs from base 247 to 1182 and encodes 311 amino acids. Gene Ontology annotation, molecular function: metal ion binding; mRNA binding. The record is from RefSeq and is a predicted model, not a curated record. NCBI's taxonomy places the organism in Eukaryota, Viridiplantae, Streptophyta, Magnoliopsida, Malpighiales, Euphorbiaceae.